AUGGACCAAUGUAUUGGUAAAGUUUUGGGUGAUACAAAAGAACCUGAAGUUUCCAGUAAUAUAGAAGAAUUUGAAGAAAGUGGAAUUGGAGAAUUUGAGGGAAGUGGCACUGAAGAAUUUGAAAGUAGUAGUAUUGAGGAAUUUGAAGGAAGUGACACCAAGGAAUCUAAAGAUGAUUUUAUUCUUGAAAAAGAAUUAAUAUGGAUUCCUUAUAACAAAUUUAAAAAUGUUGAAUAUCUUAAUAAAGGAGGAUUUGGUACUAUAUACAAAGCUACUUGGUUAAAGAAUAAUGGAGAUGAAGAAGUAAUUCUUAAAUGUCUUAAGAAUUUAGAUGAAAAUUUAAAUGAAUUUUUAAAAGAAUGGGAAUAUCAUAUAAGUGUUUUAACUUCAAAUGAUAUUAUAAAUGUUUAUGGAUUCACAGAAGAUACAAAUACUUCAAAAUAUAUGGUAGUAAUGUACUAUGCAAAUAAAGGUAAUUUAAGAGAAAAUCUAACAAGAAUAGUCGAAAAUAAAUGGAAUCAAAAAUUAUAUAUGUUGUACGAAAUUAUUUCUGGACUUAGUAGGAUACAUGGAAAUAAUCUUAUUCAUUGUGAUUUUCAUGAUGGUAAUAUUUUAAAUCAUAAUGAUAAGAAUAAGGAUAAAAUUUAUAUUUGUGAUUUAGGAUUAUGUCAACCUGUAAAAUCGUUUUUGAAAAAGUAUGAUAUUUAUGGUGUUAUGCCAUUUAUGGCUCCUGAAGUUUUAAGAGGCAAAUCUUAUACUCCAGCUAGUGAUAUAUAUAGUUUUUCUAUGAUUAUGUGGGAAUUUACAUCUGGGGUACCACCAUUUAAUAAUAAAGCACAUGAUUUUCGACUUAGUUAUAGUAUUUGUAAAGGUGAACGCCCUAAAAUUAUUGAAAAUACUCCACAAUGCUAUGUAGAUUUAAUGAAAAAAUGUUGGAAUGAAGAUCCAUUGAAAAGGCCAUCUACCUCAGAAGUGAAAGGUAUUAUUAAGAAUUGGAUUAUCCGUCCUGAUGAUAAAAUUAAUGAAGAAUUAAAAAGCAACAUUAUGGAAUUUAUAAAUGCACCAAUUGUGCAUAGCGAUCUAGCUACUAAAUCUCAUCCUAAAGCAUAUCAUACAAGUUGCUUACUUGAUUUCACUAGUAAAAAAUUGAAUGAAAUUCUUGAAAGUGAAAAUUUGGAUAAUUAUAUAAUUAAUGAUUUGAAGUUAUUAGAUAUUAAAGCAGUUGAAAAUACUAGUGAAAACUUGAAUGAAAUUCUUGAAAGCGAAGAUUUACAAGCUAGUGUAGAAGUAAAUGAACAGCUAAGUGAAGAUUUGAAUGAUUAUAUAAUUAAAGAUUUGAAGUCAUUAGAUGAAAAUUAA
Molecule: messenger RNA, 1359 nt
Organism: Rhizophagus irregularis DAOM 181602=DAOM 197198
Lineage: Eukaryota; Fungi; Glomeromycota; Glomeromycetes; Glomerales; Glomeraceae
Source: RefSeq, a predicted model, not a curated record